UCCUUUUCCUCAUUUUUCCCAUUUCCACAAGGUUUUUCCCACCGGUUGGGAAGCAGACAUGGGGGUUCCCCAAUUCCCAGCCUCACGCAGGUGUCACCCCUGGUGAUGUGUCUGUCCCCACGCAGCUCUUCACUGACGGCAUCACCAACAAGCUGGUGGCCUGCUACACGGACGAGGGCAUGGGGGACGCGCUGCUGGUGCGGGUGUACGGCAGGAAAACCGAGCUGCUGGUGGACAGGGAGACGGAGCUGAGGAACUUCCAGGUGCUCCGAGCCCACGGCUGCGCCCCCGACCUCUACUGCGCCUUCCAGAACGGGCUCUGCUACCAAUUCCUGCCGGGAAUCGCGCUGGGACCCGACCAUGUGAGGGAUCCUCACAUCUUCAGGCUGGUGGCGCGGGAGAUGGCGCGAGUCCACGCCAUCCACGCCAACGGGAGCCUCCCCAGGCCCAUCCUGUGGCAGAAGCUGCGCAAAUACCUCAGCCUGGUGAAGACAGAGCUCAGCCCAAAGGUAUCCAACGCCAGGUAAAGGCAGAGGGAUCCCACAGAGCCAGGCUCUGCCUCGGGCACCCCCUGCCCACCCUCUGGGGCCGAGGUUCCCAGGUAAAGCCUCUGCGGGGAUUUAGGGCUGGAUUUGGGGCUGGAUCCAUCUCAGAGCGCCUGGGGCAGCUCCAACUCCUUCUUGCUGCCGCUUUGGGUGGGAUUUCAGCUUUUUUGGAGCUCUGGAUGUGUCUGUGCAGGAUCCAGAUGGAGACACAGCGUCUCAUUGCUGGAACAAUCCUCCUGGGAAUUUAAACCUAGAAUAAACCCAAGCUCAAGCCCUGCUGAGCUGACAAUUAACUCCAAAAAUUAAACCACUCAAUUCCCACUUCCGGCCAGCCCAUCCCGCUUUUUGGGGCGGCUGUUUUGGCCCGGCAGGUGGGAGUUGGGGUGUCUGGGAAGGAUUUGGGCAGCCCCAAGAGGAGCAGGAGGUGAACGAACCCCGGGCAGGGCAAUGAUUAACCCGCAUCAGGAACCAGCCGGGCUUUUCUCAGCACCCGCCGGGCCACGGGCAGACUUUACCCACCCCGCGCCUUCCUCGAGGCCAAUUAGGCAAUCAUUAACGAGCUCUCUUCUUGGAACCUCUCCUGAGGUUACCAGAGUCCAAAACAACCCCGGGUGCUCAGGGAGACAGCGCUGGGUGGGUUUGGGGAGAGGGCGUGGGGGUUUUGGGGAUAAGGGAUGUGCUGAGGAUGAGGUGGGGUGGGUGGCUGGGUACCAAACCUGGUCCUCUCCCCA
This is a messenger RNA of Zonotrichia albicollis (white-throated sparrow), 1276 nucleotides long. The record is from RefSeq and is a predicted model, not a curated record. Lineage: Eukaryota; Metazoa; Chordata; Aves; Passeriformes; Passerellidae.